Messenger RNA from Petromyzon marinus (sea lamprey), 1852 nucleotides. RefSeq lists its product as uncharacterized. The record is from RefSeq and is a predicted model, not a curated record. Gene Ontology annotation, molecular function: R-SMAD binding. Gene Ontology annotation, cellular component: Golgi membrane; early endosome membrane. Lineage: Eukaryota; Metazoa; Chordata; Hyperoartia; Petromyzontiformes; Petromyzontidae. Gene Ontology annotation, biological process: negative regulation of transforming growth factor beta receptor signaling pathway.
CGCCGCUGCAAGACCAGGGACCCCCCCCCCCCCCCCCAUUGGCGAGCGGGAUCCCGCGAACCAACAUCUCGGGACUCGGGGAACCCAAAGACCGCCGCCAACCAACAAAGUGCGGGACAGGGGAACGGAGAUCGGGACCAGACACGCCACUGACGGGGCGCCACGCCGGGCGGCCGCGUUCACGCAGCGGGGAGAGCAGAGGGGGCACGGGGUAGCCGGGCAGCGGCGGGGGGGGGGUCCCUCGAAUCGGGUGAUCGGGAACUUGGAGGACUUCUGAUGCCAGAGCCCGAGACCGGCAUCGCAAUAACCCGGAGGAGGGCGCCCCGGGGCUAGAGGACUGCGCGGUCAGCGCACACGAGUGGGGGGGGAAUCCGUCGGAACGCAACCGGACUGGGAUCCGAGGGAACCCCCACAGCGGCGUCGAGGACCGGUCUCGGAACGUCGGCAGUCACGUGGGCGGGGGGGGGGGCGACGACGACUCUCUAACCGGGCUGUCUGGAGUCGGACAGCGGAGGGGGGACGUCGUCCCAAGGCCGGCUCCGAACGAUCGCUCCGCCGUAGGGGUGGGGUGGGGGGGUCUUAUCUGAACCCCAGAUAAACCCCCUCGAUUGAACCGCCGCGUCCCUGCAAUGCACGCGCGGCGCCCGGGGUACUGCUGCUCCUGAGGCCGCCCGCGUGUGAGAGACCCCCCCCUGCCCCCCACUCGACCCCGCUGCCCGGGAGACCUCCCCCGGGACUCCCCACCCCCGGGGAAACCCCGUGAAGGGGACCCUUGAUGCCGGCGCGAGGCUCGGCGAGGCCUCCCUGCAGACCCCAUGCCUCCCCCGCGCUGCUCCGAGCCCCCAUCGGCGCGGACUCCGACGAGAGCGACCAGAGGGGGGUGGUGUGUGUGCCGCCACGGAGGCUGGUGCUGCUGAUGGCCGGUGUGGCUGCCAUGGUGUUCCUGCCCUGCUCACUGCUCCACCACCACCACCACCACCUCCUCCUCCUCCUCGACAGCCGCCCCACACCCCCACUGCUCGCGCACACCAUGGGUAGUGGCCUGUGGCCUGCUGACCGAGCAGCCUCGCAAACCGCAAGUUCUCAUCAGCCCCUGGUGUGCGGCGGUGCCUCUGCGACGGGGGGCCCCCCGGCCGCCCGCGACCCCUUCGCCCGCCCGGGCGGGGGACUCAAGUACCCCUACAGCUCCUCCGAGGUGGACCUGCCCCCCACGAUCGCGCUCUCGGACGGCGAGGAGCCGCCCCCCUACAAGGGUCCCUGCUCCUUGCGCCUCCGCAACCACGAGCAGCAGCUGGAGAUCAACCGCGAGGCCAUCCGGCCGCCCCCCAACCGCACCGUCUUCGACAGCGACUACUGGCCGCACUUCCGGCCCCCCUCCUGCCGAGCGGGGGUCUCGGCGGGGGGGGCUCGCGGCGGGGGGGGGCCCCUGCGGGGGCUGCUGCUGCCGCCGCCGCCCUCCUACAGCGAGGCGCUGAGACACUGCCUCAUGCCGCACGCCGCGGCGACGACCGCCGGCGGCGCGACCGGCGCGGCCGCCGCCGCCGCCGCCAAGGCGGUAGCCGGCCCCGCCGCGGGCACCACCGCCGUUGCCGUCCCUGCCGCCGGCGGCGCGACCGGCGCGGCCGCCGCCGCGACUGCCGCCACGAAGCCCGGCGCGGUCGUCUCCGCCGGCGACGGCGGCGCGACCGGAACGACCGCUGCCGCCGCUGCCACCGCCGUUGCAGAGGCGGGCGCCGGCGUGGCGGUGGCGGUGGGGCCCGGGCAAGAGACGGCGGUCGUGGUUGUGGUGGUGGGGAUGGGGAUUGGGGGCGGCCAACCGCAGACUAACGCCGCCAGGGGACGCACGGCUUGA